CUAUACAAUUAUCGGGUAGGGCUGAUAAAUUUUUGAUCCAAUCCUUAGAUUGCAUAUCUCAUAUUCAAUACUUAUUCAAUUUUAAAAUUAGAUAAGUAUAUUUUUAGUAAAUAAAUCUGGUACGGAUUGAAAAUUUGUUUGUUUGUUAAUAUAAAUAAAAUUAGUGUGCAUACAUUUUAUAUUAGUAGCCAACUGUCUUCCAAUUUUUCUGGCGAACGACGAACUGAGGUUCCGCCGAAUAAGGUGCAAUGCAACAGUACUCUGCUAUUGCGCCACAAAUAAUACCAAUCUUCCAGUACUUAUGACUACGCAAUUAGUAGAGAACAAAUGUGAGGGGGGAGAAUGGACGUGUUCACCUCCUAAGGAGUGUUGCAGGCAAGGCUGCUGUUUCCUUUUCAACCAGCCUUUUUCUAAAGGAUCCGCCAGCUCCUCUCUUCAACAUGGCACUGCUUUUAAUCCCUUAUUUCUAGGACAUUGGUAUUUUUGGCUUGCCGUGACAGCCACCGUUGCCGGUAUUCUUUGCGCUUGCUCACUUUGGAGGAAGCACAAUCAAGGCAGGUUCUGUUGUAAGGACCAUGGUCGAGAUGAGAGAGCUUCUGAACAAGACUCUAUUACUUCGUGUUGCCCUCCACCUCAGUAUAGUAGAUGUAAUAGUUUUCACCAAGCACCUCCGCCUUAUUCAGAGGUGACCUCCAAGCCAGACUUAUAUCCUUUAGUAAUCAGUUACAAUGCAGAACCGGUGACUAAAAGCAGUAAUGGCUCUACUGGUUAUUUAAUGGUACAAUAUUUUAGAAAUUUUAUCGUGAGGCCUGUCGGAUCAUUAUCUGCAACUAGCACAAUAGACUCCUUAAGUUCCAGUUUUUUAUGCAACGCUGUUAACGAGGCGAACUCAAUUAUCCCUCCUCCUUAUUCCCAUAUGGGUAGUUUAGAUGAAAUAACCACAGAAAAUAAUUUAUCGCAAAAUCCUCAGCCCGUAGAACAGAGAUAUAUACCUCGUUCAGCAUCAACUUCCAGUAGAGAUUACCACCAGUUGCAGCAAAGUUCUUCUAGUCCAAAUCCCAGCAUUCACUCACAACUAAGUACUCCUUGCUUAGCACCCGUUACUCCUGCACGUCAGCUGUCAAAAACUCCCUCUCCGAAGCAACACCAACAGGUGGUCUCCAUAAGAGACAAUCCUUGUUAUGUCGAAAACAGCACAACGAAUAGUACCUUGGAUACAUCUAGUUCUACAGUGCCAAAUGAUUUAGAAAACGCCAGAACAGGUAGAAUAGAAUCAAAAAGUCAAAAUGUCUGUGAUGUUCCGGCCACGUUUCCCUCAAAAGCGCGACAGUUUCAAAAGCACAAAAUUUCUAAAGAUGACUCCGGAAGCCAAGAGGAUGAUCACAACUUUUCGGAUCUUUUAAAUCUGUCAGUAUGUUUACCCAGCAGCGUUCCGCAUUUCGAAAAUCCUAUUCAGACUGCUCCAGAAGAUCUGCAAUACAGUGUCACUAAUAGCAUAGGUUCUGACAUUAGUAGUCUAGCGAAUAUGGGGUCGCCAGGAUCACCACCAAGAGCGACCAGUCCUACAGUUGAAAUGCGUGAGCUAUUGGAUAAGAUUCAACAGUUGCCUCAGCAGAAAAGUCCAGUACCUCCGCAACAUCAAACCGAACAACAAAAAUAUGCUAGAAACUAUUUUCACAAAAUUAAAUCGAAAACGCUUUAUAUGCCACUUUGUGACGAAACGCCUACAAAAUCAAAAAGUAUUACAAAUGUGUUUGCUAAAAGUUGGCUGUCAAGAUCAGCACCAUGCACACCAUGUGGUAACUUUGUUCCGAAUUUCCCCGUGAAUCAUCACAAGGGUAGCCAAAGGGGUAGCAGGUCUAAGAUUACCGACGGAAGUCCCUUACUUAGGGAAGAGGAGUCUGAAGAUGAACCGAUUAACCGGGAGAGGAGGUCAUGAUGGGAAACCUUAAAAUAGAUAAAGUAUUUUUUAAAAACUAUUAAUGGGAAGCGAACCUUCACAGCUUCAUUUGUUUCGGAUCAAGUUGCAAUAUUUCAGAAAAUAAAUGCCAAAAAAUUCUAAAAUUAACAUCGAUUGGCUUAUAUUUUACGUAUUAGAUGGAAUCAAAUAUAAUUUUUUAAACAUAUUUUCUGAAAUAUUGUAUACAGAGAUGAUGACCCCAUUUGUUGGGCCUAAAUAGCAUGUUGAUAUUAAAAAUACAGGUGUUCUGCGAGUUAUCUGUGAUAAUUUAUUUGAACACAGAUGUCGUACGUAUUAUAUUCUUUUCUCUAAUGUACGGUUCACAUUAAGGACACAUGAAUGUGUGGUAUAGUGUACAUUUUUUAUACUUAGUUCCAGAAGUAGCAGUGAUGACACAUAUGUUCUAUCUGCCAAUGACUCUUGGUAAUCCAAGGUAUACUGAAAUUCAAACAAAAUAUAAACACUAAUACCGAAGGGCUUAAAACUAUAAUCUGCAUAUUGCACUUUUAUAAUUAUUAAUCAGACACAAAAAUUAAAUCUGGUUUUUAGUUAAAGAUAAGAAUGAAAUUGACAAACAAGUUGCAAGCACUUCCAAUAUGACGAUCAGGUACACACUUUUCAAAUUGCGGAAUUAGCUUUGGUAUUGCUUAACCUUAAAAUUUAUUGUUACAUAUUUCACAUGAUUUGUAUUCUCAUAAGAGAGUCACAUUGGAAUCUGUUCUUCUCGCAACGGGAAUUCUGGUGAAGUUGAAAUUUGAAAUGGACUUGGAUCCACGCAAAUCAAGAUAUUCCGAAAAUCAUUAACUUAUUGACGUAAUUUAGAAAACAGUUAUGAUCACCAUACACAUUGAUUGUUUCAAUCAAUGAGGCCAAUCAAUGAGGUCAAAGGGCGAAAGAACUAGGGGAAGGCUACAAAUUGUGGUAUGCAGGGAGUAGUAACACUAGAAAUGGAGUUGGUAUAAUUGCUGAUAGUGAAAUGAAAGAUAACGUAGUGGAAGUUGUAAGAACGAGUGAUAGAAUGAUGUCAGUGAAAUUUGUAAUUGAUAAAGAGGUAUUGAAUGUUGUGUGUGUAUAUGCUCCUCAAACAGGUCUGGGUGAGAAUGAAAGAAGAGCUUUUUAUGACCAAGUAGGAGACGUACUGAGUGAUAUUCCAGCAGAGGAGAAAGUUAUAAUAGGAGGUGAUUUCAAUGCACACGUGGGCCAAGCCAAGACAGGAUACGAAGCAAUACAUGGGGAUUAGGCUUUGGAACUAGAAAUGAAGCUGGAGAUGACAUGCUUGAAUUAGCAACAGCAUUGGAUAUGGCGAUUGUUAACACAUUCUUUAAAAAGAGAGAAACUCAACUUAUUACCUACAAAAGUGGACAACAUCAAUCCCAAAUAGACUACUUCAUGAUAAGGAAGGAAGACAUACGUGAAUGCAAGGACUGCAAGGUAAUAGUUAGUGAGACAGUAAGCCAACAACAUAAGCUGCUUGUUCUGUACAUCGAAGUAAAAAGCGAAACUAAACAAAAAUAUCGGAGAGGAACACAAACAAUCAAGUAGUGGAUGCUAAAAGAUGAGAAAGAAGGUCUAUUCAGGAGAAGAAUAGCAGAAAAAAUAUGUUGGAACAUGAAAGGAAGCCCUAAUACAAUUUGGAGAAAAAUGGCCAGUAGUAUUAGAGAGACUGCUAUUGAAAUACUUGGGAAAACGUCAGGAAAAAAGUAUGAGGAUAAAGAGACUUGGUGGUGGUCAAAUGAAUUACAAGGAAAAAUAAAAGAGAAGAGAAAAUUAUAUAAAAAGUGGCAAGAAACCAGAUCCGACACAGACCUUCAAAACUAUAUGGUGGCGAAAAAGGAAGCGAAAAUAGCAGUAACGAAGAUAUAUAAAAUAGCCAAACAGAGAGCAAAGAAAGCAAAAAUUUUAAUCAGAUUAGAUGUAUCCGAGAUGAAAAUAAUAAAAUACUAGUUCACGAAAGGGAUGUCAAAAAGAGAUGGAGAAAGUACUUUGACAGCUUAUUAAAUGAAGAAUUUGACAUACAGCCUGUAGAGUCAACGGAGACAGUAGCAGCAAUGGUCACCAAAAUAACAAACGAGGAAGUGACUCAAGCGCUUCAAAAAAUAAAGAAAGGAAAAGCGGUAGGACCAGAUGAUAUUCCUGGGGAAGUAUGGAGAGCAUUGGGAGAGACAGGAACAAGAUGGUUAGCAGGCCUAUUUAAUAGAAUUAUGGAAGUUGGACAAAUGCCAGACGAAUGGAGAAGCAGUAUACUGGUACCUGUUUACAAAAACAAGGGAGAUAUACAACAAUGUACAAACUACAGGGCUAUAAAACUGCUUAGCCACACCAUGAAAAUAUGGGAAAGAGUAAUUGAUAAAGGGAUACGUGAAGAGACCGAAAUAUCCGAGAAUCAAUUUGGCUUUAUGCAGGGCAGAUCAACAACAGAUGCAAUUUUCAUUAUAAGGCAGUUGAUGGAAAAUACAGGAGUAAAGAAACAAACGCUCAUAUGGUAUUUAUUGAUCUUGAGAAAGCAUAUGAUAGAGUUCCUCGAGAGAUUCUGUGGUGGGCACUCAAUAAGAAAGGAGUCCCUGGUGAAUAUGUAAAGAUUGUGAGGGAUAUGUAUGAGGGAGUAACGACUAGUGUUAGGACAGGUGUGGGAGAGACUGAUAAAUUUCAUGUGAAAGUAGGAUUGCACCAAGGCUCUGUGCUUAGUCCGUAUUUAUUCUCAUUAGUUUUGGACCAGAUAACAUCGAAACUACAGGGUAACAUUCCAUGGUGCUUAAUGUAUGCUGAUGAUGUCGUGUUAGUAGGAAAUAGUGAAAGAGACUUAGAACAAAAACUGGAACAGUGGAGGCAAGCUCUGGAGGAAAAAACUUAGUAGGACAAAAACAGAGUAUUUGGAAUGUUCAUUUAAAGAUGGAGUUACUACAAAUAAAAUGGUAUCUUUGGAUGGUGAACUGAUUGUAAAAAGCAACAGUUUUAAGUACUUGGGAUCGGUAUUACAGAGUAAUGGAGAAAUAAAUGGAGAUGCAUGCAGUAGAAUUAGGGCUGGAUGGAUGAAGUGGAAAGAAGCGAGUGGUGUGUUGUGUGACAGAAAAAUUCCAAUGAAGCUGAAGGGAAAAUUCUAUAAAACAGCCAUAAGACCGGCUAUGAUGUACGGAACUGAAUAUUGGGCAGUGAAAAAGAAAGAGGAACAACGAAUGCAUGUGGCGGAAAUGAGAAUGCUUAGAUAGAUGAGUGGAGUGACAAAGAAGGAUAAAAUUAUAAAUGAGUAUAUUAGGGGAAGUCUAGGUGUGGCACCAAUUGUUGCCAAAAUGAGAGAGCAUAGGUUGAGAUGGUUUGGUCAUGUUCAACGUCGAGACGCUAAUCACCCAAUACGAAGAAUAGCUGAAGUGCGGAUUCCUGGAAGGAGUAGGAGAGGAAGAUCAAAGAAGACCUGGGGGGAGACGAUAAGGCAGGACAUGUUGGUAAAGGGGAUUAACAUUGAUAUGACCCAAGAUAGAAUUGUGUGGAGAAAUGCAAUUAGGGAAGCCGACCCCGCAUAGGGAUAAGGCAAAGAGAAUGAUGAAAUGAUGAUGAUGACACAUUGAUUGUUUUUAUUCACAACUGCAGAUUCUACCCCAAAUUCUGCAAUCUUUCUCAAAGGUAUUACAAAGUGCAUAUUACUUCUUGUAGAUUUAGAUUAAUACUUGUCACACAAUAUGCAGAAGUUUAGGAAAAAUCUAUAAUAUCUAUAAUGGCACAGCUUGCUUCAGGGGUGAUAAAAAAAGAGACGAGGCAAUCACGAAAUUAGUUACUGAUAUAUCUGGUCACUGAUCACGGUGAUCGCAGUCAGCACGGAACGGUAGUUACUGGUGAUUUGUAAAUCACCGUGACUAAAUUAUGUUCCAUCACUACGGGAAAGUCCUUCAACGAAACUUUGUGCGAUUUAUAACGAAUAACUGCAAUGACACAGUGAGGCACAAGGCAUUGCUCCACAAAUUGUACGAUACUCUCAAUGACCACUAUCUAGGUAAGGUCGUAUAUUCCAAAAAGUCGUUAAAUAAGGUCGUAUAUUGCAAAACAGAUGUUUUCGGCAUGCUGGAGUGCAAAGUUAGUAGGUGUAGAGUAAUAGAGUAAACGACCAACCCACGCCGACUGAAACCAAGUAUUUCCUCUAUGCUGACGAUCUCGCAAUAUGACAUCAAGGAAAAAGAUUUGAAGAGCUGGAGGAGAAACUUGUAACUGCCUUAAAAACAAUUACGGCGUACCACCUGCAAGUGCAGAAUUCCUUGAGACCCAAUCCUUCUAAAACACAAGUCUGGGCCUUUCACCUUCGCGAAAAGGAAGCCAAACUCCAAAUUGCGUGGAAUGGUAAUACAUUAGAACAUACAGACCAACAUCUAUAUUUUGGAGUAAUUCUGGACCAGUCGCUCACUCACAGACAACAUUGUAUAAAAACAAGAGGGAAAGUAACAACUAGGAACUGCAUACUCAGAAGGCUAACGAGAAGUUAAAGAGAUGCAUCUUCUGGCGUCUUAGGAAUAACGGCACAUGCACUGUAUUUUUCAACUGCUGAAUAUUCGUGCUCCGUUCGGGCAGAUAUGCCCACACCAAACAAAUUGAUACUGCGCUAAAUGAGACAUGCAGGAUAGUAACGGGGUGCUUGAAACCGACGCCACUCUCAAAUCUAUAUACAGCAGCGGGUUUUGCAGAACACUCAUCGCGCAGAGGUGUUGCAGAGCAAAUAGAGAAAAUUAAACAGAUCGCGGAAGAACGGCAUCCCCUAUAUAAAGCUAGAACACCAAGAAAGCAACUAAAAUCCAGGAGAAACUUCCUUGGAACAGUGCAGGAUGAACCGUCUGAAUAUUUUCCUCUUCCCCAGAUUCAAUGGACCGGCAAUGCGUACAUGCAGAAACUGUCGUCGUCGGUGUACCUUCGAAGAUUAUUGUGUCUCGCCAUUCCAUGAAUGGCAACUUCGCCAUGAAUGACAUUCCGGACACUAUAAAGUGAAGUAAAGUUACGUAAUAUUUACCUAUACUGUGUCCUAAUGUGAACUGUACAUUAUGCAUGUGUCUUUAAUGCCAAUCGGUUUAAGCCAUUUCCCCUAACAAGAAUUUGUAUAUAUUUUAUAAACGAAAGUAGUUGCUCAAGAAAAUAUUUGGUGAAGUUAUAUUUGAUGACACCAAAAGCUUUUAAAUGUACCUAUAUUUUUAAAAUACCAUUACAGCCAGGGUUAGUGUGAUGUCAUGACAUAAUUUUCGAUAUUUCGAUAAGUUUUUAUUAAAAAAAAAAGGAUUGCUUCUGCUAUUUUCACAGCAGCUGUUGAAGCGAUGAAGAAAUAUUUUAGAUUAAAUUUAUUAAUUAAGCUGAACAGCAGAAUGCUGGUAAAUAUUGAUCUUGCAAAAGGAGUUUUUUAUUUUGACCUAGAAAAUUCUUUAUUUCUUUGCAAAUGGAAACGGAACCAAUGUCGAACGAGUAGACCAAUAUGCAAAUAUUGGAACAAUGGUUAACUCCACAGGUGAUUACUUCCAGAGCAGAAUAUAAAAGGCUAGAGCAAAUUUGAACAAAAUGAAAAAAGUGCAAUACACAAGAGAUUUAAAGUUGGAGCUAAGGUUGGCUAGGUGCUACGUUAUCUCGACUCUGUUUUAUGGAAUUAAAGCUUGGACCUUGAAUGCGGCAUCAAUGAAAAAACUUAAAUCAUUCGAGCUGUGAGUGGACAGAAGAAUUCUGAAAAUUUCGUGGACAGAACACGUCAAAAAGAGGUUCUGAGAAAGAUCAAUAAAGAAAUGAAAAUCUUAAAUCCCAUCAAAACAAGAAAAUCGGAAUAUCUCGGACAUAUUACACGUAGAGAGAGAUACAACUUGCUCCAAUUGAUUAUGCAGGGAAAUAUUCAAGGAAAAAGAAGCAUAGGGGACGCAGAAUAUUUGGCUGCGCAACCUGAGUGUAUGGUACGGAUGUACAUCAAAUGAUACAUCAAAAGGAUGUAUAUCAUACCUAGGAUGAGAUUCGGUGAUGCUGAAAACAUACUUCUGAGCAAUAUAGCACUUCCUUGGAAUAUUCUUAAAAGUACAUUCUUCCCAUAUACUAAAAUGAUGUGCGGUAGUACAUUCUAAGUAUAUAAACAGAAGGUUUAUAGCACCUCCUUAGAAUAUUCUGAAAAGUAUAUUCUUGGUAUAUACUGAAAAUAUGUGCAGUAGUACAUUCUAAGUAUAUAAAUAGAACGUUUAAAUACUGUAAUGUAGUAUAUACUCAGCAUUUACUCUGCACAUUCCCAAUUUUAAUUACGCAUAUUCUCAGCAUAUACUUUUUCUGAAAAGUAUGUUCUAUGAAUAUACUAAAAACAUGAAAUUGUUAUGUGGGCUACCAUUUGCUUAGGCACAUUUAAUCUUCUUGUACUCAUCGGAGCGACUCGUGGUGUGUGGUGUGCUAUUAUUCAUAAAAAUAAAAUCACAAAAUAAUUUUAAAUAAACCAAUUAAAUAUGGAUAUAGCUUAGGCUCUUCAGCUUAAUUAAAAAUCAACACAACAAAACCUGGUGUUGUGACGUCACAACUAAAGUGGCUAAAAUAAGCUAUUGAAUGGCCAAUGAAAUAUUUUUAUGCACAAAUACGCUUGUUAUGGAAAAGGCUUAAAUAAAUAAAAGUAUUAACUAGAACUACCUUAUCGUUUGGAUUUCUGUUUGCGCCGCAGCGGGCAAAAGAACUAUCGAUCCAUUGUUGUCAAUUCUUCUGAUGCAAAUAUCUACUUCUAAUGCACCUAUGCCAAUAAAUUGCGUAUUUUUUUGACAAUACAAACAGUGAAGUAACUAAAAUAGAAAAGCUUUGUUUGCUUUGUUCUUUUACUUAAGUGUUCUACGGAGUUUUGGAUAUUAGAUCGCUAAUGUCAAUUUUCUGCUCAUGAAAAUGAGCAUUUCUAUUUACUCAAUGAGUAAGAACUAUACAUUUUAACUUUUGGGCCAGAGUUUAAGGCGUUUUAUAUGAAAAUAAAAUCUAUGUAAGAUAAAUCGAAGUUUGUAUUUUUAUUCGAAUAUUUGUAAUAUUGAAUUUUAUUAUUGAAUAACUAUUUGUUUAAAAAAACAUGCAGAAGUAUUAUAUGCCAUAGUAUCAUAAAAAUAAAUAAUAAAAACACAUUUCUAUCAUAAUUUUAAUUAUGUUUUCUGCUAAUAUUGGAUAUUUGACGUAAGAUGGACAUAUUCGUAAAGUUUUCAUAACUUAUUUUUCUUUAAAAAACCAUCUGUGUAGAUGCAUCACAAACAAUUUACUCUGCUUUCAGCUUCUAAGUUUAAUAUACAGGGUGUUUCAUUAAUAAUUGUCCAUAUAGUAACUGGAGAAACCUUAGCAGAAAAUACGAAAAUUGAACCUAAAACACUUAAAUAAAAUGUGGUUCCUUACUGAGUUACAGGGUGUUUUAUUUAAAAACUAUUUUUGCUCAGCAUUUUAAAACUAUUCGACGUAUGACUUUCAUACUUGGCAGAAAGUGCGACUACUAGACACCGUACUAAAUUAUGAUAAACAAACGUUUUUAGCUACUACCAGAGGCGUACUACAGGGGAUGGUGAAUGGUUGACCCUUCUCAAAUUCUACGUCACUGGAGGAAUUACAAUUUAGUGCCAUUUUUAGAUUCUCCAAUACUUUCUACGUAAAUAAUAUACUGUUCAUUGAUAACGAUAAAGUCAUUAGUUUUUGAGAUAUUUGAAGUUAUUUUGCAGUUAUUUUGAUUAAUUUUUAUGAUAUGAUUCAUAUGAUUAAAAUUUAAAAAUUAUUUGUACCCAGUACUUUAAAACUAUUUGGCGCAUCCUUAUCAUGCUUGGCAGAAAGUGUAGAUACUGUACACCCUACUAAAUUAAGAUAAAUAAACGUUUCUAGCUACUACCCGAGGCGUACGACAGGGGAUAGUGGCUGGUUGACCCUUCCCAAAUUCUACGCCACUGACGAAAUUGCUAUUUUAGUGUAAUUUUUUGAUUUUGCAAUACUUUUUAUGUAAAUAAUAUACUCUUAAUCCCUAACAAUAAAAUUAUUAGUUUUCGAGAUAUUUGAAAUUAAAAAUGAAGCGUCAAAAUAACCGUGUCGUUUCAUUUUUAACUUCAAAGAUCUCGAAAACUAAUGACUUUAUCAUUACGAAUGAAGAGUAUAUUAUUUUCAUAGAAAGUAUUAGAGAAUCCAAAAAUUGAACUAAAAUAGCAAUUUCGCCAGUGGCGUAGAAUUUGGAAAGGGUCAACCGGGAAAUUCACUUUCCCCCGUCGUACGCCUCUGGUAACAGCCAGAAACGUUUGUUUAACAUAAUUUAGUAGUUUGUACAGUAUCUGUACUUCCUGUGUAGUAUGAAAAGGAUACAUCGAAUAGUUUUAAAAUGCUGAGCAAAAAUAGUUUUAAAUAAAACACCCUGUAACUCAGUAAGGAACCACAUUUUAUUUUAAGUGUUUUAGGUUAAAUCUUCUUAUUUUGUGAUAAGGUUUCUCCAGUUGCUAUAUGGACAAUUAUUAAUGAAACACCCUGUAUUAAUCGUCUUUUUUUGUAGCUCUACAGCAGUAUAAGAGGCUCUUGCCUCUCUUAUACAGUAUAUCUCAUCAUUGUACUCCCCGUACUCCCUUUCUACUGCUACUACCAUCUUAAGUAGAUCACUUGUUAAUGUAUUCUUACGCUUUUUUCUUGGCGAUCAAUAAUCAAUCUUCUAAUCAACUAAUCUUCUCCUAUCAGGACAUUCCCAAAAAAUAAGUCGUUUAUAAUACGGUUUACAUAAUUAUGUAGCUUAUGGGAAUUAUAUAUGCGUAUGGGAAUUUUUGGGUACAAAACCUUCUUGAUUCUUGUAAAGUGUCAUUCUAUCUGUUUUUUCCUACUGUACAGAAUUAUUCAUUAAUUCUUUCUAAACCAGGGUAUUUUUAAGAUAUAAACAAUAACGGUACUAUAAAACAGCUUUCAAACUUGAUCAGUUCCAGCGACAACUGAAUCACUGCAGUGACUAUCGUUGAUAGUCCAAUAUCGUCGUAUCGUUGAUACUUGAUUGGUUGACGUAAGAAUAAAGAUUUCAUAUAUUUAGUUUAUUAAAAAUGUGAACUUACUUAAAAAUAUAUCUUUUUGUUUGAUGCUUGAUGUUAAAAGUUUCUCCAUAGUGGGAAUUAAAUAUUUUGCUACAUACGUCUGUUAAGUUUUGCAGUUACUGUAUUACGUCGGUUGAUUUGUGAGUCUCGAUGUAUAAACUCUCUUUAUCAUUGGCUCUACAACCUAUGGUAGGUCUUGGCCUGUUCCAGAAUCAGCUUUCAUUCCUUACUACUAUCCUUUGCCUUGGUUUUUCAAUUUUGCACUCCUCUCUCAAGUCGUCUUCCAUCUGGUCCUUAAAUCUUGCUCUGGGACUGCCUCUUUUCCUCACUCCAUCCGAUUUCUGGCUACAAAUGUAUUUCGACGGCUCCACUUCAUUCAUUCUCUCUAGGUGGCCUAGCCACCGCAACCUGUUUAUUUUGAUAGAUCUACCAAUACCAGGCUCACAAUAAAAAUGGUAAAGCUCAACAUUAUAGCGUCUACGCCAUAAUCCAUUUUCCUUCACGCCUUUAUAAAUACGAGGUCUGGCUAUUAAAUAACGAAACUGCUUAUGAAAAAUCGAAUGCUCUCCUUCAAUAUAUUCCCCUUCCCUCGCCACACACCGUUCCAUUCGUUUUUUCCAUUGGUCAAAGCAAUAUUGGAAGUCUUUUUUUGUUAGAGCUUUUAGGUGCUCCGCCGUUUUUCGCUUCACCUCUUCCAUCGACUCGAACCGGAUUCCUUUUAAGACUUGAUCUUCGGAAACAGGAAAAGUCACAGGGUGCUACAUCAGGCAAGUACGGUGGGUGUUCGAGCACUGGAAUGCCUCCAGCGACUAAAUAACGCUUCACAGACAGCGCGUUAUGGGCAGGUGCGUUGUCCUGGUGCAAGAUCCACGACUUGUUUUUCCACAACUCCGGCCGUUUCUUACGAACUUGCUCUCUCAGCGUUGCCAAAACUUUCAAAUACUAAGUUUGGUUUACAGUUUGACCCUCUGGAACCCAUUCAGUUAUCACGAUGCCGUUAAUGUCGAAGAAAAAACGGCUUUAAAUUUUCAUUUCGACAUCCUUGCCUUUUUCAUUCUUGGCGAUACAGGAGUUUUCCAGUGCAUGGAUUGUCGUUUAGUUUCAACAUCGUAUUUGAAUAUCCAGGUUUCAUCGCAAGUGAUGAUGCUUUCCAUUAAUUCAGGCUCUUCAUGUAACCUCCCAAGAAAAUCUGAGCAGAUCUGUUACGGCCGAGCUUUUGGUCAGGGGUCAAAUUUUUUGGGACCAACUUCGCACAGACUUUCUUCAUGUUCAAUUCGUCAUGUAAAAUUUUUCUGGCAGUUUCUUUAUCGGCGUUUACAGUCUCAGCAAUCAUCCAAAUGCUCAUACGACGAUCUCCGCGCACAAUUUCAUUUAUUUUGGUCACUGUUUGCGGAGUUGAAACAGAGACAGGUCGACCUGGACGUUGGUCAUCUUCGGCGCUCUCUCGGCCUUCAGAAAACCGUUUGUACCAUUCGAAAACACGCGCACGAGAUAGAGAAUUCUCACCAUAGGCCUCUUUCGACAAAUUAUAGCACUCAGUCGGAGUUUUUUUUUUAAUUUAACGAGAAAUUUCACAUUAAUCCGUUGCUCACAGUUGCGAAGUUUUUCGUCACACAUUAUCGGCACGAGAAAAAACACGUUCUUUUCUAAUCUCUACAGAAAAAAUACUACUACAGCGACAAAAACGUGUUUUCGUACUGGAAGAGUAGACACUUCCAGCUAUCCAAUGCUGCAUUCGUUUCCCACUCUUCCCCUCUAGGACGCCUUCUGCGCGCGCAGUCAGGAGAGGAGUUCUUCAUCACUUUUUGUUAUCGUCCACGGUUGUGACGCCUGACGCGUAACUGAGGACGGGAUUGAUUAGAGUUCUGUAUAUCAAUAUUUUUGUUCUUUUUGUGACUAUGUUUGAUGUUAAAAGCCUCCUUAAUCCAUAGUACGCUCUAUUUGCUAUAUAUGUAUUAUAUAUACGUCUGUUUUGUGAGCCUAGGUAUACGAACUCUCUUACUCCUUCGAAAGUAUAUGUUCCAACCAUUACAUCUUCGUUGUCUUGCUACUUGCUUAUUAUUUGUCACCUUCAUAUACUUAGUUUUACUAGUAUUAACGUGUAGCCCCAUUCGUUUUGCUGCUGUAUACAAUGCCGUGACCGAUAGGACCAGGUCCGUUUUUCUUCUGACUAUGAUAUCGAUGUCAUCCGUAUACACUAGUAUUUGUACACUUUUAUUAAUAGGUAAUGGUUUCUCUUUUUGUUAUUCCAGAUUCUCCAAUAGCUUUCUCUAGGAAAAUGUUGAACAUAAGUCACUAUAAACUAUCUCUCUGCCGAAGUCCUAUUUGUGUCCUUUCUUCUCCUCCUUCAUUGGUUUGUAUCUAGCGCGGUUGUCAUCUUGUUCCAGCAUGUUUUUUUUUUAAUUUACCACUCCACCUCAUCUGAAGACCAUGAGUUAACUAUAACCUACAAAAAUUAUUAAAGUAAUACUUGUAUGUUUUUUUAUUAACAAUAAGAAUUUAACAGUCUAGGAUUAACACAUAUUUAGUACUCAACGAGCUUUUGGGAUAAACUGUUUGUAUAUUUCAUUCAGGUAGGUACCUAGUAAAUGAGAUUCGAAAAAUAUGUUGCAAAUUUAAUGUUUCAUAAUCUUUUAUAAGCUUUAUAUCUAUUUAAAAAAUGCAUUUGUUCGAAUUAUUUAGAUCAAAAUAUCGUGGAACACUCAAUGAUACAGGCCUCGGGAAAUAGUUCCAAUUAUUUCCCUUAAAAUACACAACGUACUGAGAUGGUUUCAAACUUUCUUCAAAAUGUUCAACAAAAAUCUUUUUUGUUUAAAAAAUAUUUACAUUGAAACUAUACGUAACGUAAAUGUAGUAUACUGAUGCUGCUUUUUCUUCUUGUAGUCUGUUCAUAUACAGUUGUCGGUCAAGAGUUCUUAAUUUUACCCUUUUUUAUAUAUUCAAAUAAAAAAUCAAUUUGAAACAAAUGAAAAAAAAAACACAAAAACAGAAUUUAGAACAUGCGAACAGAUGUAAAUGAUUGGCUGUGAAAAUUUCUAAUAUCGUUCUUCCUUGCCAUUCGCGUAAAUAUUUUAGCCGCAAAUUUUUCUCUCGAUUAUCUGAUUUUUUCUUUGAUUGACAAAAGAAGUUUCUCAGUUUUUUUCCAUUUUCCUAAUAUUUUUAGAUAGGUUUUAUGUUUAACACAGAAGAAGGAAAAAUACAAAUGAAAAUGCAAGUAAGCCCCCCAUAUUUAGUUAAAAAAAACACAAAUUUUAAGACCGUUAUUCUUUAAAUAUUUUGCUUAAUUCACAAAACUUCUUGAAGAAUGUUGAAACUAGUCUCAAAAGAAAUAAAGUUUUAUUCCAUUGUGACCUCUUUGCAUUCGUAAAGGGGAGCUAUCUUGCAUAUAUAUUACUAUUUUUAUAAAAAAUAUUUGUUGUGGAAUUGUGUAAAUGAUGUUUAAAUUCCAGAAAAAUGUUGAAUUUAUUAUGGAAUAAGUACUUACUUAAAUUAAAUAUCUUGUGUUUCGUGAUAACCUAUUAUUGUAUUUCGUAUACUCUCGAAAAAGUUGUAAGUAGAUGAGAGGUAGUUUGAAAGAAGAGCUGAAAAUAUAUUUUUUUAAACUUACGUCCAUGAAAAACUAACUGUAGAAAAAAGUAAUUUACAUUAUUUUUAUUACUAAAAUUUUUGCUAACACUAGUUGUUUUUAGUAAAAGUUCAGGAAAAACCAUAAGGCCCCUAUAGACAUUCAUGUAUACUAGAACAGUAUAUAUAUGCACAAGUUUAUUGCACAAUUAUGUUCUGUACAAGCGACAUGAGACUUGCGGAAAUUUUGGAAUUUUUAUUUGUGCAUAUCAGACUUGCGCAAAUGUAAUUGAGCAUGUGUUGAGUUUUGACCAUUUGUCUAGCUAGACGGACGAUAUUGGUGUUUUCGGUAGAGUAGUUGGUUCCAAAGAUGACAUGGUUCAAGUUGAAACUGGCGGCAUUGUGCAUGCAUACUUGUACGUGUGCUGUCGACCUUCAAACUUUAUGGAAGGAUCCUUAAAAAUCGGGUUAAAAGGAAGUAUAAAGAUAUGGAAGCCGACGAACAGACGAGUUUUAGAGCAAGAAGGACACAACCGACCACAUCUUCUAUGUAACUCAAGUGGUUAAGAAGAAGACAAUGUUUAUUUCUCAGACUUCUCAAGAUAUACCUUAAGGGUAUAUCUUGAAUAGAGGAUUUAUAAGAGGGUCUUAAGAAUAAGGAAGAGGAAAAUACUCCGCGACAACACUGGACGUUAUACUCUGUGUCAUGCAGAUGAUCAGAUAUUGUUGAUACAACAAUAUGUUGUUCUAAAUAAGUUUUUCUUAAUAUUUUUGAUACGCAGAACCCUUUUUAAUAGUCACUUUUAUUGCGGAACCCCUGAUUUGUGUCAAUAGUAUGCUUUUAAUAUAACAUCCAUGUAAAACGUAGCGUUGGAGCAAGAUGAAUGUCUUGGCUCCGUAAUCUCAGAGAAAUCUCAGAGACUCAGGUUCAAGUGUUCUUCAAAUCAACUUUUUAGAGUUGCUGUAAAGAGAAUAUAAAUACUCAUGCUCAUGAUGAUUCAAAAAAAGAAGAUGAUGGAGUCGUCUGGCUUAGAUAGUAAUACUUAAGAAUCCUCUCCUGUUAAAAAUCUUAUUUCAAAGACCUUGAUCUGAUAAUUACUUUAUCCCUUAUUGGCAUGAUGCAUGAUGAAUAUUCCGAUUGGCUACCUAUGAUACAGAAUAUAUGAGAAGAGGUAAAUAAGAAAAUAUUGAAUUUUAAAGAUACUUGAGUUGUAACCGAUAGGAAACAUGAAUAGUAAAGUCAAAUUCAAUUCGACUAAAUCAUGGAAAAUUCAACAUCAAAAGCAUAGGAAACUGGAGGUAAGCGGCUAACUAGGAGGAAAAAUAAAAAAAAGAUGAACAUAAGAGGUCGAUGAAGAACUCACAUAGAAAUCACAGUGAUGGGUAGUCAUUGCUGAAGAGACUUCGGCAAUGGGCUUAAAACUAAUAAAAUCUCAUAACAAGAACAUAAAAAAUAUAAUAACUGAAAAAUAAUAAAUCAAAAUCCUACUUAUUCAAAGGUGGUAUCGACCAGACAGAAUACGUUGCAGUUUUUUAGAACAUAAGCAUGAACGUAACUAUGUAUAACAACGUAUUAUUGACAUCUUCUUGAAUAUUUUGAUAUUGCUAUUUUGAAUAUUUUUACCCUUAAGAGCAAAGGAACAUUUUGACGCCUGUCAAAAUUUUCAAUGUAUUUUAGAUGUAAUCAUUUUUUUCGAAUCCUGAGAAAACUAAUAAGUAUUUUUGAAAAAUUUAAACGCAGAAUGAAAGAUUACUUUAUUACCGAGGGCUGAAAGUCCCUUAGAAUGAAUAAAAACUUUCUUUUGAAUGAGAUAUUUGAAAUUAAAAAUCACACUACAUUUUCUUUUAGUUUUUCACCCCUGUAUCUUAUUAAAAUAAACAUUAUAGAAGUUUUCAGGGACUUUCGGCCCUCGGUAAGAACGUAAUGUUUCAUUCUGCGUUUAAAUUUUUCAAAAAUACUUAUUAGUUUUCUCAGGAUUCGAAAAAAAUGAAUCCCCAUUUAAAUACCAUUGCAGCCGAAAAUACGUACCCAUCCCCUUAAUAAUUAUUUUUUCAUGGACGAUAAUUUCAGCUCUUGAUUGCACGAGUAUGUUCUGGCUAAAAUCGGUCUUAUUGUUAAAACAUAAAAAUGCGUAUUGAAUGCUUUUAUUAGAGCGGGUGUAGAGUUUUAACGCAGUAUUUUUGUAACGUAUCGUGGGCACGUCGACCAUCAACCAAUGGAGUUGUGUUUCUUAAAAUAAGACAUAUUUGAAAUGUGAUUAUGAUGUAAAAUAAAGAAAAAAUAAUUUUUACAUAUUUUUCUAAAUCAUUUUAAGAUAAACAAACAGAUUUUAAAUCUAUUUACCCAUAUUAUAAGCAUUAAAACUGAAAUAUUGUAUUUUUUAUUUGGUGUAUAGGUAAAUAAGGACGAAAUCCAGUGUGGAUACCUACAAAUACAUAGAAACAUUGAUGACAUCGAAUGUAGACUAAACCAAAGAAAUUAAGACACGUAUUGACGUGCUAUCCAUCAUUAUAUUUAUAUACUUAAAAAGUUUCUUUGUUCUCGGGAUAUAAGGUUAAAACUACACCUAAGGAUGCUUUGGUGUUACUUGUUCUCUACUUUUCUUUGUGACUUGGAAGUGUAGACACUAAAACAAGUGAAUCUGAAUAAGUAGGUUACCUUUGAAUUUGGGUGAUACAGAAGAAUCCUACGAAUAUCAUGGAUUUCUCUCAGCUGAAUUUACAACUAAGAAUCAAAUUCCUAAAAUGUUAUGUGUAUCCUGUAUUACUAUAUGGAUGUGAAACCUGGAUCAUGAAGGUUAACAUGAUGAACAAAUUAGAAGCCUUUGAGAUGUGGUCGUAUCGUAGAAUGCUCAGAAUAUCUUGGGUUCAACGCAUUUCAAACAGAGAAGUCUUAAACAGAGUAGGUCAAGGCGAAGGUGACUUAAUGAAGAUGAUAAAAAAGAGAAAACUGGAAUAUCUGGGGCAUAUAAUGAGAGGUAGCAGAUACAGGAUGCUGCAGUUAAUACUCAAUGGAAAGAUCGACGGAAAAAGAGGAAUUGGUCGGAAGAAAUAUUCAUGGCUCCGAAACCUUCGUCAAUGGACUGGCUUAUCAGCAGAUCAAUUGUUACAUGCCGCACAAGAUCGAGAACGAUAUCGGCAAAUUGUUAUGGAAGCUACCCACGCCUAAAAAUUUGGGCACGGUACUUAAAGAAGAAGAAGAUCAUGGAUUCAAAUAAUGUCACACGUGGAAGUAAAUAGAAGGAUAGGAAAUGAAGUGAAAUUAAUAUCAACUAUCAAAAGACUCGAGUACUUAGGACAUACGAUGAGAGGGCAAAUAUACUCGUUAUUACAACUUAUUACGCAAGGCAAAAUUUGAGGAAACUGAAAGGUCUGAAGACGAAUAAUAUCCUGACUUAAGAGAACUUGAGGGAAUAGUUUGAAUGCAGUAGUCCAAAAUAUUUCGAGCGGUAGUCAACAGGGACCGAAUAGCCUUGAUGAUUUGCAACCUUAGAAGAUGGAACUUGAAGAAGAAAAAGAAGAAGAAGAAGAAGAAGAAGUACCUAAUAUGAACGUCACAAACACUAUGUGGUGAAUACAGAGACAUGUUAAGGUUAGAUUUGGCUAGUUAUAUGCCACUCAAUGCAUCGAGGUGUAACGCCGACAUAGGGUUGAGUGGUCUAGCCAUCUUUAUCUGUCAUAUGCGCGGGGUCGCUUGGUUAAAAGAGUUAGAUAGACCACCGAUCGACUGUUUCGAAUUUUUCCUUCAUGGAGCAAGUAUUUCGUAUCUGUCUCUCAUCAUUAUAUGAUCUAGGUACGUUAGUUUAUGUUCUAUGAUUGAUGGCCUCAGCUUAUUGUUCGUCUGCAUUCUGCUAAGGACUUCGGUGUUUGUUGUUCUUUUGAUCCAGAGAAUACAUAGUACUCUCCUGUAUAUGUAAUGAUAUAUUUCAAAAGCUACGAUGCGUUUUUCAAGCGAUGUGUUUUCCAGAAUCUAGCUCUCACAGCUUUAGAGAAGAACUGGGAAUACAUAACAGCAUUUGAAUACAAAGUCUCAUGUCUCGAGUUCUCCUGACGAAGAAGUUUUUCAUUCCGCUGAACGUUUUCCUAGCCUGUUCAAUUCUUGAUAGAACCUCUUUUGUUGAAUCGUAGCUGCUAUUAAUUAGUGCACCCAGGUAUCCGAUGAACGGCAUUCAUCAUCAACGAUGUUCAACGAUUAUGUCACGUAUUUGGAAGACAGCUUGUAUUUGUAAUUUAGAGAAUGUAAUUUGGUGAUGCUCGUAUAUAGGUCAUAAUGAUCGCUACAUUCAACAAUGCCGUCUACAAGUUUCUGAAGUUCCGACAGGCUAAUGCCUAGAACAACUGAAUUAUCGGUAUCUCUUAAUUUAUUAAUUAUUUUACAAUUGAUUUAUGAUUCUUGCGCCAUGGCCCUUAAGAGACUCUACGAAGAUGUUUUCAGCGUACAGAUUACAGGGAAGUGGGGAUAAAAUGGGGAUUCAUGAUCACCUCCAGAAACUUGGAUGCAUUUGAAAACUCCACCAUAACAUUGAAUACUAAGUCCAUUGAAAGAGUGAGCAAAUUUAAAUACCUGAGAACGUGGCUUUUUGAAGACUGGCUAGAGACACAACUGGCUAGUGAUUUUAGUAAGUAAUUUUGCCAAUUUCGUAAAAUUGUCAAAUUAAUAAUUACUAAAUAGUUAAUCAUUAUUAAAUAAUUAGUAAUUUUGCCAAUUUUGGCAAAAUUGACCAAAAACAAAAAAAAAAUACCUACUAAAAUCACUAGUCCGCAGUUGUGUCUGAGUUUAACGAACCGACUAUAUACAUAUUGGUUUUGUUUAGAAUACAUCACCAUUUAAAACAGAUAUUAAUAUUUUUUGCUAUUUAAAUAGAAAAAACAUACGUUUUCUAAUUUUGAGAAACACAACACAUUCAAGACGAUUCUAAUAGACUUCUGCUUUAACGAUUUUAAGUUGUUUUUCGAUAUACCUACUUUUAAAUUAAGUAUUAACUUUAGUAUUUUUUGUAUAUGUAUUUAUUGUUAAAUAUUAUAAAAUAAAACAAAUGAAAUAGAUUGUAUUUAGUAA
Messenger RNA from Diabrotica virgifera virgifera (western corn rootworm), 19573 nucleotides. RefSeq lists its product as uncharacterized. Gene Ontology annotation, cellular component: cytoplasmic vesicle membrane. The transcript has 11 exons. NCBI's taxonomy places the organism in Eukaryota, Metazoa, Arthropoda, Insecta, Coleoptera, Chrysomelidae. Bases 302 to 1939 code for a protein of 545 amino acids. The record is from RefSeq and is a predicted model, not a curated record.